This is a messenger RNA of Oncorhynchus kisutch (coho salmon), 8488 nucleotides long. RefSeq lists its product as uncharacterized. Gene Ontology annotation, biological process: microtubule-based movement. Gene Ontology annotation, molecular function: microtubule motor activity; microtubule binding; ATP binding. The transcript has 26 exons. The coding region runs from base 277 to 7428 and encodes 2383 amino acids. Lineage: Eukaryota; Metazoa; Chordata; Actinopteri; Salmoniformes; Salmonidae. The record is from RefSeq and is a predicted model, not a curated record.
GCGGAUGCUUCACAUUUAUACAUCCGGUUAAAUAUCUGUCUCGUUGUUCUAUCUGUGUCGGAAUAUCUUCUUGACAUGCCCGUGGAAGACUGGAGCCCAAAUCCUAUGAACUCAAAUCAGGUAGAGCCACCUAGCGGCGAGUCUGUGCAGACGGGGACAAGCACAGUUGCAGUAGCUGCAUCGCGCAAUUAAUCAAGUUGAUAUCAGUCCGUUCUGAGAAGUAAACUAUUGGAAGAGGCCUGCAAACGAUUCUCAGGUGACUUGGACGAAAGUGCCAUGGCGUCAGUGCGUGUGGCUGUCCGUGUAAGACCCUUGAUCAAGAGAGAAAAGGAAGUGUCUGCGAAGGUCAUUAUCCACAUGGAGGGGAGCACCACUUCUAUAGAUUGCAACAAAAAGCACCUUUACAAAGGCACCCCUGGCACUGGGCUGAAGGACAGAGGCAGACAGUCAUUCUCCUAUGAUUUCUCCUACGAUUCUACGGAUGUCGGAAGCCCCAACUUUGUGCCUCAGGAGAAGGUGUUUAAAGACUUGGGCUGUGAUGUCCUGGAGGCAGCGUUUGAUGGUUAUAACGCCUGUGUUUUCGCCUAUGGACAAACGGGAUCAGGGAAGUCUCAUACCAUGAUGGGAAUCCCAGGAGAUUUUGGUCUGAUUCCACGGAUCUGUGAAGGCCUGUUCUGUCAGAUAUCAGAGAAGAGCCAGGGGGAUGGGGCCUCCUUCCGCACAGAGGUCAGUUACCUGGAGAUCUAUAACGAGCGUGUGCAGGAUCUUCUCACGACUAAGAGCAGCCCAGAGAACGGGUCAGGACUCAAGGUCAGAGAACACCCCAAGGAUGGGCCGUAUGUGGAGGACCUGUCGAAGCACCUGGUUCAGAACUACAGGGAUAUAGAGAAGCUAUUGCAUGCUGGGAAAGCCAAACGCACCACGUCGAGCACGGGCAUGAACGAUGUUAGCAGCCGCUCGCAUGCCAUCUUCACCAUCAACUUCACACAGGCUCGUUUUGAUGCAGAGCUGCCAUGUGAGAUGGUGAGUAAGAUCCACCUGGUAGAUUUGGCGGGCAGUGAGAGGGCUGACGCCACAUGCGCCACCGGUGCCAGGCUGAAGGAAGGAGCCAACAUCAACAAGUCCCUGGUCACACUGGGCAUUGUCAUCUCUGCUCUUGGAGGAGAUAGAGGGGGCUCCCACAAGGGAAAAAGGAAGAAGCAGCUCUUCAUCCCCUACAGAGAUUCUGUUCUGACCUGGCUCCUGAAAGACAGCCUGGGAGGAAACUCCAAGACCAUCAUGAUAGCAACUCUUUCACCCGCUGACGUGAACUACAGUGAGACACUGAGCACGCUGCACUAUGCUAACAGAGCUAAGAACAUCUUCAACAAGCCCACAGUCAACGAGGACAGCAGUGUUACAGUCAUCAGAAAACUGCAGGAGGAGAUUGUCAGACUGAAACGUCUAGUGGAGAAGAACAACCAGGCUUGCCUUUCUCCUCAGGAUCUCUCCAAGACACUGAAGGUGGAGGAGAAACUUCACAAGAAUGAGGUCAAAGUGUUAGAACUGACCAGGGAGUGGACCAACAAGUGGGGGGAGACCCAGAACAUUCUCAAGGAGGAGACUGUAGCUCUGAGGAAGCAGGGUAUAGGUGUGGUCAUGGACUCCAAACUACCUCACUUAAUCGGCAUCGAUGAUGAUCUUCUCAGCACUGGCAUCAUUCUCUAUCAUUUAAAAGAGGGCAGGACGCUGGUGGGUCGAGACGAGGCUUCAUCCAAUCCGGAUAUUGUGCUCCAUGGUGCUGGUCUCCUGGAGGAACACUGUGUGUUUGAGAACCGUGAUGGAGUUGUGACUCUGAUCCCCCAGACGGGGGCGCUGUGCUCUGUCAACAGACUGGAGACGACCCAGCCCUGUCAGCUGACACAGGGUGCAGUAAUCCAGCUAGGUAGAGGGACUAUAUUCCGUUUCAACCAUCCUAAAGAAGCUGCACAUCUCAGAGAGCAAUGCAGGAGUGGCCUUCUCUCCAGCCUUUCCUUGACCGACUUCUCCAGGCUUUUCCAUCCUGGCAACAGGAUGGAUGUGUUCGCUGAAGCAGGAGAGAAUGGAGACUCUAGACAACAGAGGAGCUCUGUGCUCUCUCAACUACAGAGCUGUACGGUUAUGACAAAGGCCAUGCCUAUGGAGGCUCCUGUCUCGGUCUCUCGUCAUCCAGCAUGUUAUGCUGUACCUCUUCAGAUUGGAGCCGGAGCCCUUCAGAAUCUUCAGGCCGUCUCCUCUCUGCAGGCUGGGAUAAACGGGUGGAGCUUCGGUGCGGCUGAGGGCCAUGAACGUCCCUGCAGUAGUACUAAUGUAGAGAGCCAGAGGAGGGCCAGGGCCUCCCCAGUCCACCGGACAGGGACUCCUACUCUCACUUCCAGCCCCACUCUCACUCCCACUGCCUUGGAAUGGGACAGCCUGCAGCAGGGAUUGGAAGGAGAGGUGGUGGAAGAGUGGGACUUGUGUCAUCAAUCAGCGUCUGGGGUUGGAGUGUCUGAUAGGUGGCUGGAGGGAGCUCUACCUCUGUGUAGAGCGAGGGAAGAGGGAGGACUCUAUUGGGGUGAGGAGGCCUGGUCUGAACCUGGGGACGAGGAAAGGAACCGGGCCCUCCAGCAGACACCUGUCCUCCUGGUCCAGCAGGCUGAUGUAUGUACCGUUGGGCUGAAGGGGCUACCGGGGCCUGCUAACAAGAGCCCAGGUGUCCUGUCAGGCCUACCUGAUGGCUGCAGGGUCCUGGGAGGGGUCCUGGCAACUGACUGCUGCAGAGGAGACCUGUCCAGUGCCGGAGCCCACUACGGUGGCCCUGCAGGGACCUCAUUAAGCACUGCUGUAUCCUAUCUGCAGAGAGGAGACGGAGGAGGAAUAGAUGGGUGGACGGAGGAACGAACGGACCGUGCCCACCUCCCACAGGCCAGCAGCAGCUCAACAUACACACAGACCUCUCCCUCUCGGUUUGACACACACACACCCUCUGUGUCUCAGCUCGACAAUCACAGCCAGGCAACACACACUGCCUCUCUGUCUCAGAUUGACACACACAAUUGCAGCCAGGCAACACACACUGCCACUCGGCAGGACAGACACAGACGCAGCCAGGCGGUACGCGGCCUACCACUAGAGGCUUUGGAGGGCCAGUUCAGUCGUGUCAUGAUGGAUCGAUCCAGGAUGACGGUGGAGGGCCACAGGGAGAAUGACAAGGAGGGGGAUGCUGGGGCUAGGAGGGAAGAGGUGGAGCAGAGCUUCAGGCUGGGCACUCCGGUUAGCAGGGUGUUUAGGGAGGAGGAGGAGCGGAAGGAGGAGAACCAGUUCUCUGUCUCUGGACUAAGUGCUCUGGUUAGAAGGGUAUGCCAGAUCUCUGGGAUUGGUGAGGAGCAGGAGCUAGACUCUCUGGGGGAAGAGGUCUCUGGGAUGGGUUCUCUGGUCAGCAGGGGGCUCUCCUGGAUGUUUCCGGACACAGGCCGUCUCCUUCGCAGCUCCACCCCCAGGAUCCUGCAGCAGGUCUGGGAAGGUACAGGAGUUCUGCAGCCCGCAGCUGGGGGAGAGGCUGGGAGUCUGCAGCCUGGAGCUGGGGGAGGAGCCAGCUCCAACUGGUCCAGUCAGGUUGUGAGGGAAAGUCAGGUGCUGUCGGUGGUCAAAGAUAGCCAGGUCUUCUCAUUGGUCAGAGAGAGUCACAUGUACUCCCUGGUCCGAGACAGUCACGUGUUCUCUAUGGUCAGUGAGCUGCCGUUUGUGCAUCACAUCAGCACAGAGCUAACUCAAGACUUCAGGAUCAUUCACAAUAAGCUCACUCAGGUUCUACAGCCAGUGGAGUCAACUGGACUCCAGCAGAAAGAUAUUGACCUCAACAAAACACCAGAAAUAAAACUGCCCCUAGUCCACAACACUGUCCUCAGCACAGUACCGAGCCUGUGCCCAGCCCACAACACCAUAGAAUUUGCAAAUAAACAGAGCACAGGUAAAGAAGUGGAUUGGAGAACAGAGGACCACAGUCCCAUCAGUGAACUGGCUUGUACAUCGGAGCAGGAGGGCAAAGAGGAAGCUCUAGCUAAGUCGGAGGAACAGAGUCCUGUCAGAGAACUGCAGUGUACAUCAGAGCACCAGGGCAGAGAAAAAUCUCUAGCUAAGUCUGAGGAACAGAGGACCAUCAGAGAAGUGGAGUGGACAUCGGAGCAGGAGGGCAGAGAGGAAGCUCUAGCUAAGUCGGAGGAACGGAGUCCCAUCAGAGAACUAGAGUGUACAUCGGAGCUGGAGGGCAAAGAGGAAGCUCUAGCUAAGUCAGAAGAACCAAGUCCCAUCAGAGAAGUGGAGUGGACAUCGGAGCAGGAGGGCGGAAAGGAAGCUCUAGCUAUGUCGGAGGAAUGGAGCCCCAUCAGAGAAGUGGAGUCAACAUCGGAGCUGGAGGGCAGAGAGGAGGCUCUACCUAAGUCGGAGGAACAGAAUCCUGUCAGAGAACUGGAGUGUACAUCAGAGCACGAGGGUGGAGAUGAAGCUCUAGCUAUGUCAGAGGAAUGGAGCGCCAUCAGGCAAGUGGAGUAUACAUCGGCGCAGGAGGGCAGAGAGGAGGCUCUAGCUAAGUCAGAAGAACCAAGUCCCAUCAAAGAAGUGGAGCGUACUUCAGAGCAUGAGGGCAGAGCUGAAGCUCUACCUAAGUUGGAGGUACAGAGUCCCAUCAGUGAACUAGAGCAUACAUCUGAGCUGGAUGGCAGAGAGGAAGCUCUACCUAAAUUGGAGGAACAGAGCCCCAUCAGAGAAGUGGAGUGUAUAUUGGAGCAGGAGGGCGGAAAGGAAGCUCUAGCUAUGUCGGAGGAAUGGAGCCCCAUCAGAGAAGUGGAGUAUACAUCGGAGCUGGAGGUCAGAGAGGAAGCUCUACCUCAGUCGGAGGAACAGAAUUCCAUCAGAGAACUGGCGUGUACAUCGGAACAGGAGGGCGGAGAGGAAGCUCUAGCUAAGUCAGAGAUACAAAGUCCUGUCAGAGAACUGCAGUGUACAUCAGAGCACAAGGGUGGAGAGGAAGCUCUACCUAAAUUGGAGGAACAGAGCCCCAUCAGAGAAGUGGAGUCUACAUCGGCGCAGGAGGGCAGAGAGGAAGCUCUAGCUAUGUCGGAGGAAUGGAGCCUCAUCAGAGAAGUGGAGUCUACAUCGGCGCAGGAGGGCAGAGAGGAAGCUCUAGCUCAGUCGGAGGAACAGAGUCCUGUAAGAGAACUGGAGUGUGCAUCAGAGCACGAGGGCAAAGAAGAAGCUCAAGCUCUGUCGGAAGAACCACGUCCCAUCAGAGAACUGCAGUGUAUAUCAGAGCACGAGGGUGGAGAGGAAGCUCUAGCUAAGUCAGAAGAACCAAGUCCCAUCAGAGAACUGGAGUAUACUUUGGAGCAGGAGGGUGGAAAGGAAACUCUAGCUAUGUCGGAGGAAUGGAGCCCCAUCAGAAAAGUGGAGUCUACAUCGGAGCACGAGGGCAGAGAGGAAGCUCUAGCUCAGUCGGAGGAACAGAGUCCUAUCAGAGAACUGCAGUGUAUAUCAGAGCACGAGGGUGGAGAUGAAGCUCUAGCUAAGUCAGAAGAACCAAGUCCCAUCAGAGAACUGGCUUGUACAUUGGAGCAAGAGGUCAUAGAGGAAGCUCUAGCUAAGUUGGAGGAACAGAGUCCUGUCAGAGAACUCCAAUGUACGUCAGAGCAUGAGGGCAGAGAGGAAGCUCUAGCUAAGUCUGAGGAACAGAGUCCUGUCAGAGAAGUGGAGUGUUCAUUGGAGCAUGAGGGCAAAGAAGAAGCUCAAGCUCUGUCGGAGGAACAGUGUCCCAUCAGAGAAGUGGAGUGUACAUCCGAGCACGAGGGUGGAGAUGAAGCUAAAGCUAAGUCAGACGAACCAAGUCCCAGCAGAGAACUGCAGUCUACAUCAGAGCAUGAGGGCAGAGAGGAAGCUCUACCUAAGUUGGAGGAACAGAGUCCUGUCAGAGUAUUGGAGUGUUCAUUGGAGCAGGAGGGCAGAGAGGAAGCUCUAGCUAAGUCAGAAGAUUCAAGUUCCACCAGAGGACAGGAGUGUACAUCGGAGCACGAGGGUGGAGAUGAAGCUCUAUCUAAAUCAGAGGAACAGAGUAUAACCAAGAAGGCGCUGUGGCCAUCAAAGGACCAGAUCGAGAUUGUGGAGGACAAACAUUGUGUCACUUUUGGAGCCAAGAGCACCAAGUCACGGCCCCCUCCAGAGCAGCGUAACAACACCAGUUCCACAGGCCCAGAGAAUAUCUUUAUCCCCGGGCAUGGAAAUCAGAGGACUGAUGAUGUUCAGGUGUAUUAUGGGAGCCUGGUGGAGUUCCCAGAGGCUCUGGUUAAACUCCAGUCCCUUCCCGUAUCCACCCUCCUGGGCUGUCUCCAGUCCGUCCUCCCCUCUGUCUUCACCUCACAGAGACUACUGGCUCUCUACUGGCUGGGCGUGGCUAACUGCAGCCAGCCCCACCCACACCUCGCCCUUGUUCUCCUAUUGGAGUCCUGCCUCUACGCCCUGACCUUUGACCCUGACACGACAGAUCAGACAACGCCUCUGACAGUGUUCCACCACCUCCCCCUGCUACAGGUUAAGGAGAUCCUGGUGGGUUUUGGCGGUCAGAGCCUGCGUCUCAAGGCCUCCAGUGAGGAGUGUGUCCUCACCCUCUACACCCACAGCCAGACCCUCACCCAGGCCCUUACCCACACCAUGCUUGGGGUCCUCUGUCCUGGGGACCAGAGACUGUCCCAACACCCCCUCCUGGUAGAGAACCUGAUGGUUCUGUCUCUGGACUGGAAGGCCCAGGCACCUGACCUGCUGCUGAAUGCUGAACUCAGGCUGUCUGGCCAGUUCCACAGGACCCUAGCUGACCUGGUCUACCUCGUCCACGGCAACAUGAACCGAGAGAAGCCUCAUCUGGGAGAGGUUAGGCUGCUGCUUUACACCAGCGUUGGGGUGACAACGACCCCUGACCCCAGACCUGACCCCUGGGCCCAGCUCCUCCUCACAGACACACACCUGGGACUGGUGCAGGAGGAUACAGUGUUCCACCACGUCCCCCUGCUGUCCCGCCAGGCCCAGUUCAAGGGGGUGACCCUCCGUUGCCUCUCCGACGUCCAAUGUGUGAUAGUCCGAGACUGGGUUGGGAGCUCGACCAGUGUGUGUGGAGAUGGAGCCGGGGAUGAAGGUGGAGCAACCAGGCUGGACAUCAUCCUGUCUCAGGACUGGAGGACCAGGAGAGAGAGGCCUAGAGGUCACCCUGAAAGAGGUUCUGUUGCUGAAGCUGAUGGAAGUGCAGUAGGUGGGGUAGCUGGAGCUAGUGUCCUGUCUGCUGCCUCUAAUUCAUGUCCUCUGCAGCAGCAGGCUGAAGUAUGGAAAUUACAUUUCAGCUGCUCCUCCGAGGCCGCCUGUCUGAUUAAUCACUUGUCAAACGUCUGAAUGGUCACUGAUCAAGGACUAGAGGACUGGACAGAACAUAAUGAACUACAGCUUAGACGGGUACCAGUUCUGUCCGGUCCUAACUCUCAUCGAGAGAACGGCAGGGUGUGUGUUUGCUCACUGAGUGGCAGUCAAGGGUCCAAUGUAUCUCAAGCAAACAAUGGAGAAUAUCUCUACCAUUAAACUAUUUAGGGCCAGUUUCCCGAACACAGACUAAGCCUAGUCAAGGACUAAACAGCAGGCUCAAAAGACAAUAUCCUUAUUCCUUAUAGUCCAGGGAACAGGCCCAUAGAGUAUAGUAAUACAUUGAUGUGUUUAAGUUUUGGUGAAUGUUUCCAUGCACAUAGUUCUAGGAAAUUUCUAAAUCAAACGUGCCACUUACUUUCACAUUCAUUUAAAGAGACUCAGGGACAUGACGUGGUAGUGGUCCAUAGUGGGUUAAUUUCCGCAAAAACUAAGAGCAUUGAAGCGUGAGGCUCAACUUCUCCUCUGUCUUUGUAGCUACCAGCGAACACAUGUGCAUGAGCAUAUAUUGUGUGACUGAGAGCGAAGUCCAGAAUCUCGCUCAUCUCAAUAUUUGUGGAGGUUCUUGUGGCCACAUAAUUUCGCAGUCUACCUUUUUAAGUCUUUCUGAACUGCACUAUAUUUAUUUGUUUAUCUUCUGUUCAACGCUGUGUUAGUCUGUUCAUGCUGUUUUUGUUCACACUGUGGAGGGAGGGAACACAGGACACUUGGUUCUACAGAAUGUAAGCUAUUUUAAGGGAAGAUGUGAAGCGCACAAAUAAUUGCAGGGUAAGCUUUUUAAGCAUAUUUGCACAUUUGACCACAAAACAGACCAGUGUUAAAUAUUAAAAUGUUUGUUUUAUGGACAUGUAUAAACAAUGAAUGUAUUUUAUACCAAAGUCAUGCAAUUUAAAUAAAAUAUUCUGAAUAUUUGCCUGUCAUAAUUUGACACUCGUGUGUAAAAAUAAAUGUAUCAAAAUGAUCAUGUUUACAAUGCUGCAGGUGGCAAGGCUUUGUUUUGUUUUUGUUUGUAAACUAAUAAAAGUUAUAAUUUUUU